AUGUCGCAUUUCAGUGUUCUAUCCGAAUUUGAAAAAUCAUCGGACAGGACAGAAACUAAAACAUAUUUUCGGGGAAUUUGGUCCAAUGAUACACCCGGAGAAUGUGAUGAAGAAGUUCAAAAUGAAUUCAUAAAUGUUCCAGAAGAAAAUUUGGAGGGAAGCAGUGUUACCUUCCCAAACGAAAUACCGAAUGAUUAUAAUCUGACGAAGAUGACCCUCUCAAAUAACGUUGCUCACGACUUUGAGGAUGACUCCAUCAUACCAAAAAACGUGGAAAAAACGUGCAAAAAAUCAAGUUUCAUUUGCUCUGAAAAUCCACAGGAAACCGAUAUGACUUUCAAAAACGAAAACUAUCAUGGAUCAUCUAAAAAGACAGAACACCAAAACGAUGAAAAUAAAGACAAAAAAGAGUUAACAAAGAGAACUGACAAAAAAGAUAUAGAAAAGAAGAAAAACAAAAAAGAUCCAACUUCUCACUCUGAAAACUCAAGUAAACAUGCCUUUUCGAACAUGGAUUUAAAUCAACUUGAUUUUGAAACUGAUGCCACUGAUUUUUUCGAUAGUGAAGACGAGUAUUUUGAAACAUACAGAAGCAAUAUUAAGAGCGAUAGUAUAUUUGCUUUCCAUGGAAUGAUUCACUCUCCUUCCACAACACCUCCGGAAAGUGGGAGAUAUAGUAAAGGAGUAUCACAAUACAAUAACAUGCCAGUAUUUGUGAAUUCCUUGCAGAAAUUUGCAAAAGCCAAUGGAUUUACUGUCCAUGACGUUAUGGCAGAUGGAAACUGUCUUUUUAGAGCCAUCGAUGAUCAGCUUGCUGUUAAUGGAAUCUUUGGCAACUCCCCUGAUUCACUGCGGAAAAACGCUUUAAAGUUUCUUCGGGAAAAUCCAUAUCAAGAAGAUGGUUCGCACACGGAGUCCUUCCUUUUCACCGAGAACUGGGAACAAUACUUGUUUCGAAUGGAGCAAAAUACGGAAUGGUGUGAUCACGUCAUCCUUAAGGCUGCUGUGGAUGCCUUGGGUCUACAUGCUGUAGUCUUUAAUGUAUAUAGGGAUGACAUCAGACGCACAGAAGUUCUUUGCAGAAACCCGUCUGAUGGCAAUAUAACAGUUUAUCUCGGUCAUUUUGGAGAAUUUCACUAUCUUAGCUUAAGACCUGAAAACUGGGAGAAAGAGUGGCAAUACAAAGCACUGAUGUUCAGACAACAACUACUCACUAGACAAAUUGAAAGUAUCCAAAGUAACGAGAGAAACGGUUUAAAAGACUUCCACAGAAUAAAAUCAAACUGUGGGCUCCGAACAGAGAUGAAAGGUGAUCGGAAACACUCGGACCUUAAAAAUUUCGGAUACACAGUAUGUCCAGUUUAUGGUUUGAAAGACCUUGAUAUGGAAGAAAAUGAAGAAUCACUGCAUCGUCUUGUAGAGGAUCCAUUUUACAUUGAUACACGAACAGGACUUCCACUUCAACAUUUAACGUAUCUCAUUAAACAUUUGAUUCCUCCUAUGAUGAAUCUCGUUAAUUCUUAUGCACUUCCGCCAAUACAAAAGGACGGAAUAAUGUUUCAGUAUAUAGGAUCAUUCGCAACGGGAACAUAUGUAUUCUUAAAGGAUAUUACUCGAGGAUAUACAUUACGAAACAAGGUAAAAAAAGAUGCUACUGUCGUUGCCUUAAGACCGCUUACAUCAGCAAUUUUAUUCGAUACAAAGGACACACAUCCCGGUUACCUACGAUUAAAAAUUUUAUCUUCGUUGCAUACAUUCCCAGAAAAGAGUUUGUAUCGAAAUGAAGACAGUGUUUUUUUAAAAAGAUUAGAUGCCCCUGAUGAGAUGUCUUUACCAGAGAGGUCAGAAAGAUGUUUUACGGGGUUCUCUAGUGGUGAGUUACCUCCCGCUGUAGAAGAGUGGCGAAAUAGACGAAGGAAAUUCCAGUGGCCGUCACACAAUGUGAUAGCUGCUAUUCAUAAUGCAGGAUGUACCAUAAUUCCAAAACAUCACCCAAAAAGCUGUAAUCCGGAAAUCGAGUGGAAAUUCAACUUCUCCAGCUCUGAAGUAGUUAUCUUUGAAUGUGGUCUUACGGAAAAGCAAUUGCGCGGAUUUGAUGUAUUACAAAUACUUAUAGAACACAGCACAUGUCAUUUUGGACGUGGAUUAAAAUUGAAGCAUACUAAGGCAAUAUUUUUCAACUGCUGCGAGCAGAUUCCUGUUAAAGCAUGGGAGACGAACUUCAGUGGGUGUAUUCUUUACGCUAUUGCAUUUUUGUCAACUUGUCUAAGAAAAAAGAAUCUGCCUCAUUAUUUCAUUCAGUCAUGCAAUUUGAUUGAGAACUACACGGAAGUAGAUCUUGAAGCCAUACUUAUUCAAAUAGAGGCUAUACGUGUGUUUCCAGUACAGACUAUACAAUAUCUUGCUGAAAAUUAUGGAUACACAUACGGAGCAAACCUAUCAAGGUUUAUUUUACAAGAUUGUAGAAGAUUUGCAUCAAAUAGAGACAUACUGUCAACUUAUCAUGAUGUCUUCGUUCCUGGAACAAUCAGGACAAUAAAAUUUUUAACCAGACAGGGAUAUUACGAAGCAGCUUUUUAUCUUCUCCUUGAUACCUAUGAGGUACAUUUGUGCUCUAUAUAUGCCAAACCUAACGAUUUGAAUUUCAAUUUUGCAGAAUUUUUCUGUAGUGCUCUCGGCGAAAUUCAACAGGAAGCCACUAAGACCAUUUUGGCCAAAAAAUUUGAAAACAAAUAUGGCAUGAACAUCCUGAAUUCCGUCAUGAACACAGAUGGUCUUUUUGUAAAAGAUAUAUUACCAUGGGAGGUAAAUUACCAUAUUGCCAACCUGCAUAUACCAAUGGAGAAAACGUCUAGUUUCGAAUCAGUUGGCGAAUUCUUUUACAAAUUUAGUAAAACUGAGGUUAGGAGAUUAAACAGUUACUUAGCAGAGCUAGGAAUUUCGGAAGCAAUUCAGUGUUUCGAUAGAGCUAUUCUAGACGGAACUAUGAUUGAUAUUGAAAUUGACGACGAAGCUUUAAAAAAGGAUAUUCAAUCUCAGAAGUCAAAAAAUACGAAAAGGCUUAAAGAAAAAUUAAGAGAUUGCUACUUGCAUACUUUCUGCAUCUCAAAAAUGGAAAGCAAAUAUCAACCGCUCGAUAUGUAUAUGCCUGCAAUAGAAGAAUUAUGCAAAGAAUUCCCAGAAAUGAGUGGAGUCGUAAGUCAUAUGUACGGAUACUUGCGACGUCCUAGUAAACAAAGGGAAUAUGAACAGUAUUUUGAUAGUUUCUUGGGGACAGGUGAAGUGUACAAAGGGUCAUCAAAAUUGAAAAAAUAG
Saccostrea echinata is the source of this 3315-nucleotide messenger RNA. RefSeq lists its product as uncharacterized. The coding region runs from base 1 to 3315 and encodes 1104 amino acids. The record is from RefSeq and is a predicted model, not a curated record. Lineage: Eukaryota; Metazoa; Mollusca; Bivalvia; Ostreida; Ostreidae. The transcript has 6 exons.